AUGGCGCAGGCGCAGCGCGAGCGCCUUCGCGUGGUCAUGUUCCCGUGGCUCGCGCACGGCCACAUCAACCCCUACCUCGAGCUGGCCAGGCGUCUCACCUCGACCUCGGCCGCCGCCACCGCCGGGCGGGAACAGAUCGACGUCGUCGUCCACCUCGUCUCCACUCCCGUCAACCUCGCCGCCGUCGCGCACCGCCAGACCGACCGGAUCAGGCUCGUCGAGCUCGGCCUCCCGGAGCUCCCAGAGCUUCCCUCCAAGCUGCACACCACCAAGCACCUCCCGCCGCGACUCAUGCCCGUCCUCAAGCGCGCCUGCGACCUCGCUGCGCCGGCGUUCGGCGCCAUCCUUGACGAGCUCCGCCCGGAUAUACUGCUCUACGACUUUAUCCAGCCGUGGGCGCCGGUCGAGGCCACGGCGCGCGGCGUCCCCGCCGUCCACUUCAGCACCUGCAGCGCCGUCGCCACGGCGUUCUUCCUACACUUCCUCAAGGCCGGCGAUCGCGACCCCAGCGCCUUUCCAUUCGAGGCCAUCAGCCUCGGCGGCGCCGAGGAGGACGCCAGGUACACCAUGCUCACCUGCCAAGACGACGGCACGGCCCUGCUCCCCGAGGGCGAGCGCCUGCCGCUCAGCCUGGUGCGCUCGUCGGAGUUCGUCGCCGUCAAGACAUGCGUGGAGAUCGAGCGCAAGUACAUGGACUACCUGUCCAAUCUCGUCGGAAAGGAGAUCAUCCCAUGCGGUCCGUUGCUCGUCGACUCCGGCGACGUCGGCUCGGGAUCGGAGGCCGACCGCGUCAUGCGGUGGCUCGACGGGCAGGAGGCGGCAUCCGUGGUGCUCGUCUCUUUCGGCAGCGAGUACUUCAUGACGGAGAAGCAGAUGGCCCAGAUGGCGCGCGGGCUGGAGCUGAGCGGCGCCGUCUUCGUGUGGGUGGUGCGGUUCCCGAAGAGCCCCGACGAGGACCGCGGCGCGGCGCGCGCGAUGCCGCCCGGGUUCGCGCCGGCGCACGGGCUGGUGGUGCAAGGGUGGGCGCCGCAGCGGCGCGUCCUGUCGCACCGCUCGUGCGGCGCGUUCCUGACGCACUGCGGGUGGAGCUCGGUGAUGGAGUCGCUGUCGGCGGGGGUGCCGAUGGUGGCGCUGCCGCUGCACAUCGACCAGCCGAUGGGCGCCAACCUCGCGGCGGAGCUGGGCGUCGCGGCGCGCGUGCGGCAGGAGCGGUUCGGGGAGUUCAGCGCCGAGGAGGUGGCGCGCGCCGUCCGCGCGGUGGCGCGCGGCGAGGAGGGCCAGGCGCUGCGCGGCCGCGCGAGGGAGCUUCGCGAGGUGGUGGAACGGAGCGACGAGGACGACGUCGAGCAGAUCGGCGCGCUGCUCCACAGGAUGGCGCGCCUCUGCGAAGGCGCAGGCCGUGCAGCCCAACUAGCCCAUGCACACAUAAUGGGCCCGAUCCGCUACAAAAUUACGCGAAAUUUGUAG
This is a messenger RNA of Oryza brachyantha (malo sina), 1467 nucleotides long. Its product is annotated as beta-D-glucosyl crocetin beta-1,6-glucosyltransferase-like. NCBI's taxonomy places the organism in Eukaryota, Viridiplantae, Streptophyta, Magnoliopsida, Poales, Poaceae. Gene Ontology annotation, molecular function: UDP-glycosyltransferase activity. The record is from RefSeq and is a predicted model, not a curated record.